Molecule: messenger RNA, 855 nt
Organism: Gilbertella persicaria
Lineage: Eukaryota; Fungi; Mucoromycota; Mucoromycetes; Mucorales; Choanephoraceae
Exons: 3
Coding region: 12-836 (274 amino acids)
Biological process (GO): arginine metabolic process; positive regulation of nitric oxide biosynthetic process
Molecular function (GO): amino acid binding; dimethylargininase activity
Source: RefSeq, a predicted model, not a curated record
UGUUUUCUUUCAUGUACGCCAUUGUACGUAAUAUUCCCUCUAGCUUUGCUGACUGUGUCACUUCAGUUGACAACACAACCAGUCCUAUUGAUAUUCAACUGGCAAAGAAGCAACACGAUGAUUAUGUAGAAGUAGUAAAGCAACAUGUAAAGCAUGUUAUCCAAGUUCCUGAAGAUGAAAAUCACCCAGAUUGCUGCUUUGUUGAGGACAAUGCUGUUGUUGUACAGGAUAAAGCAAUUGUUAACUUUCUCGGGGCUGAAUCACGUCGCAAAGAGGUUUCUGGUGUUGAAAAUGCAUUAAAGGAGAUACCAGCCAUUAAAGACAUUGUUUAUAUGCAUGAUAUUGAUCCUGAGGCUACUUUGGAUGGUGGUGAUGUCUUGUUUACUGGUAAACAUAUGUUUGUGGGUUUAUCCAAGCGCACCAAUCAAGCAGGUGCUGAUGUGCUACACAAAGUCUUUUCUGAUAAAUGUCCUGUCUAUACUAUUAAGGGUCUUGUUGGUAAUGACUCUUUGCACUUCAAGUGCAUUGUUAGUAUGCUAAAUGAUCAUACCUUGUUGGUUACUGAUAAACAACCUGGAAACAAGGUCAUUCAAGAGAUUAAGGAUUAUACUCAAGAUCAUUAUGAGUUCAUCAAGAUACCUGAUCAAGUGCCUUCCAACAUUCUUAGUCUUGAUGGUGGUAAAUUUGUUAUUUAUCAACAAAACUAUCCAGAAUCAGAAAAAGUGAUUCUUAGCGAAUUAGAGCAGAAAAGAGGUAUUCAAGUCAAGUCACUCUGUAUGAGUGAACUCAUUAAAGCAGAUGGUGCAUUGACAUGUUGUUCUAUUCUUAUUCAAUAAAUAAAUGUUGCCAAAUUAA